UUACCUUUCCUCCCAUGCGUUACAAAAAAUUCAUUCAAACUCACAUCUUGUUAUUCUUAACCUCAUUGAAAAAGAAAAAGAAAUCCUUGUUGAUGAUCCUCUUAGAUAUGGUAGUUUCAUGUCAAUCAAUUCUUCCAAAUUCUUCUGACAUUCAUAGGACAUGCAAGCCUACCUCUGCUGACCAAAUCACUAAUAAUAAAAUUCCAGUGAUUGACAUGUUAGAUCCUCAAGCUAAAUUCCUUAUUACAAAAGCAUGUCAAGAGUUGGGAUUUUUUAAGGUUGUGAAUCAUGGUGUUCCUAUUGAAACGAUGACAAAAUUAGAAAGUGAUGCUGUCAAGUUUUUUAAUUUACCAGAGUGUGAGAAAGACAAAGUUGGUCCUGCUAACCCUUUUGGUUAUGGUAACAAAAGAAUUGGCUCAAACGGUGAUGUCGGUUGGGUUGAAUAUCUUCUCUUUGCUAUAAAUUCUGGACUUGUUUCAGAGAAAUCAACCAACAUCCCUGCAAAUUCUCAGUUUUUCUGGUCUGCUAUUAAUGAAUAUGUCACAGCAGUUAGAAAUCUAGCAUGUGUUGUGCUGGAAAAGAUAGCAGAUGGGUUGACAAUUGAGCCAAAGAAUGUGCUGAGUAAGCUGCUAAGGGAUGAAAAGAGUGACUCUUGUUUUAGGCUAAAUCACUAUCCACCAUGCACAGAACUUGAAGCAUUGAGUAGUGGUGGUAGAAAUUUUAUUGGUUUUGGUGAACAUACAGACCCACAAAUAAUAUCUAUUAUAAGGUCUAAUAACACAACUGGCCUUCAAAUCUCCCUUAGAGAUGGUGCAUGGAUCUCUGUUCCACCUGAUCAGCACUUCUUUUUCAUCAUUGUUGGUGAUUCCCUACAGGUAAUGACUAAUGGAAGGUUUAGGAGUGUAAAGCACAGAGUUUUAGCAAACAAUAUAAAGUCAAGAUUGUCCAUGAUUUAUUUUGGUGGACCUCCUUUGAGUGAAAAUAUAGCACCUUUAUCUUCUUUAAUGGAUGAAGGGGAGGAAAGUUUAUACAAGGAAUUUACAUGGCAUGAAUACAAGAAGUCUGCCUACAGGACAAGGUUGGGUGCUGAUAGACUAGGACUGUUUGAAAAAAAAAAUAUACCAUAUGGUCAAAUAUAGUCAAAUUUAGGGAAAAGUACUGUAGGAUUUUGUCAUCCAAUAGACAGGUUUGGAAAGAUUUGGGCCUUUGUUUGGGAAACCCAAGGUAGGAAAAACCAGGAUUUUGUUUUGUUGUUUCAUCACAUUGUGUUUUAAUAUAAACAACUACUGGUUGUACAAUAAAAUGCCAUGUAAUCA
Molecule: messenger RNA, 1316 nt
Organism: Capsicum annuum
Lineage: Eukaryota; Viridiplantae; Streptophyta; Magnoliopsida; Solanales; Solanaceae
Product: gibberellin 2-beta-dioxygenase
Exons: 3
Coding region: 15-1139 (374 amino acids)
Biological process (GO): gibberellin catabolic process; response to light stimulus
Source: RefSeq, a predicted model, not a curated record